This is a messenger RNA of Manis pentadactyla (Chinese pangolin), 7401 nucleotides long. RefSeq names its product chromosome 5 C4orf50 homolog (gene C5H4orf50). The record is from RefSeq and is a predicted model, not a curated record. NCBI's taxonomy places the organism in Eukaryota, Metazoa, Chordata, Mammalia, Pholidota, Manidae.
UUUUCCUGCACAAUCUGAAGGCCCUGCAGCUGCCUCGAAAUCUCCAGAAAGUCAGUGUAUAAAUUCACUUAAUUUUAUUAAGUCUUGACCCACGUGAACUAUGUACGGGAUGGAGCCAGCAGCUAAAGGACAGACUGAAAAACGUUUCAGCUAUGUUGUCAGAGCCCCCAGCAGUGACGGGUUUGAUACAAUGAAUGUUGAUGUGAAGAUUGACACGUCCUGGAUAUUCCAGGACAUAGAAGAUGGUGGUGAGGAGCACGGAUGUCCUCCGGAAGAAGCAGCCCGAAGGCCCGGUGUGGAUAGAGGGGCGCUCAGGAAGCAGCUGGACUCCUCAGAGCAGAAGCUGUUGCCAGCUGUGGGCAAAUCCGUGAUGUCGGCGUCCAGGCUGCAGAGCAGAAUUCAGGAGCUGGAGCUGUCUGAGAGGGACCUUCUCCAGAGGGUGGACCAGCUGAGCGCCCGCGUGGUCCAGGAAAGAAGCGCCUCUCUCCGGGCCCAGGAGAAGCUCCAAGCGCUGCAGGGGGAGCUUGUCAGCCAGGUUCUGGAGAAGGAGCGCGCGGCCCGGCGGCAGCGAGGGCGGCUGCGGCAUCUGCGGGAGCGGCUGCGGCGCAAGGACGCGGCGCUGGGGCGGCAGGCGGCUGCCCUGGAGCGCUGCCGGCGGACCCAGCGGCGCCAGCUGGGGCUGGUGCGCGAGCAGGAGCGCGGCCUGCGGGAGCAGGUGCAGCGGCUGGAGCUGGGCGUGCGGCGCCUCUGCCGCGCCGCGGGCCUCCUGCUGGCCGAGCUGGACGCCCCGGGCCCGGCCGGGCUCCCGGUCGUCGUCGACGAGGCCGCGGAGCUGCGCGCCCUGCAGGCGAGGGCUGAGCGCGGCGAGCGCGAGCGGGACGAGGCGGCGCGCCGCCUGCGGGAGCAGCGCGCCACGGAGCGCCGGCUCCGCGGGCAGCUGGAGGAGCUGCGCUGCCGCAUCUAUGAGCUGAAGUUGUCGGAGAUCGGCCUGCAGGGCCGGUUGGAGGACCUCGUCCAGCAAAACAGGAACCUGCGGCAGGAGCUGGGAGCCCAGGCCCCCAGGGACAGAGCGCCCAGCAUCGCCUCUGCUGGUCACUGUAGCCUGGAUGCCCUGAGCCGUGUUCAGGACAAACCGCUGCCCCAACCCAGUGACGAGGCACUGAAUGCCUGUAGAAGCCGAGGCUGGCGGACCUGCCUCCUCUCCGAUGGUGGCCCUGGGCCGAGGGGCUCAGCAGAGCCACUGCACUCAGGGACCCCCAAAGCCACACCGUCCCCCUGGGUGUCUGUGGUUUACUUACAGUCCUUUGAGGCCAAAAGCAGUUCAUGGGCCAGCCCUCCGAGGGGCCCGGCACCCAGGGCUGUGCUGGGGCUGGACAGACCCCCUCUGUUUCACCGCCAGCUUACAGCGGCUGUGCCCAGCACGAAUGAGCAGACCCUUCUCCUCACCUGCCGCUGCCCCACAGGGCAGCACAUGGGCAGCCCCCUCCUCCCCGCGGACGUGGCCUGGAUUUUGGAGCAGAGGCCCGCAGCCGGCCUGGCCCCAGAGUCCUGUCUCCUGGUUCAGACAUCAGCACUCCCUCCCUGGGGGCCGGCCUGGGACCCGGUUCCCCAGCGGCGGGUGCUGCAGCUCUGGGAGGCUUUCCCAGCAGACCUCCAGACCCAGCGGGUGCUGGAUGCCCGGCCCCUGCCUGCUCGCGAAGCCGCAGGGCAGCUCUGCCAGCACCAUCGCCGUGCAAGGCGCCACGAGGCCUCCCUCUGCCAGGAGUCCCCACAGAUUCCAAGUCACCCACUUCCCAGGAGGCGGCCCGAGGAUCUUAAAGACCCACGGAGGGAGGGCAGAGGGGCCCCAGGGCAGAGAACUGGGGAGAGGAGGCUGAGGAGGACUUGGGGCAGGGAGGGGGAAGCGCGCGGUGGCCAGCGCCCGCCAAGUGAGGACGGCCGAGAGAACCUGGGCUGGGAGGGCGGUGCUGGGGCUCCAGAGAGCCCUGCCUGCUGCCCUCGGCCCUUAGCGGAAGAGGAAGAUUUGCCCCUGUCUCCCAGACUCCCCUUGUCACCCCAGGGGGCCAGCCCCACCAGCAGCCCGUGGGCUCCGAGCAGAGGACCUGACAGGUCUGAGCUCAAAAUAGACAAAUUUGCAAAGAAGGUGGAGGCUUGUUUCCAGCAACUGUCUGUCCUGAAGCCUGGGAGUGGCGGUCAUCGACUGAAGGCUUCCACGCUGGCAGGAGAGAACGGGAGCUUUGCUUGGAAGUGGCACAGCUGCCAAGAGAACGCUUGUUCUCCACAGGCCUUGGCAAACCUGGGUUUGAAUAUUCAUUUUGCUAUGGAAGGAAAAGCCAAGGAGAGCGGCGAAGAUGUCAGGCCACGAGAGACUGAGGCCCUGGGAACCCGGGAUGUUCUUCCUGGGAUGGUGCCUGGUUUGGACGAUGUGAGUCCAGGCCCAGAGCGGCCCUCUGAGCUGGGUCAGAACUGGCUCUCCCAGCAGCCGAGAGCCCUUGAGAGACCGAGGAGAGAGUUUCAUCAGCUCGUUUCUGAACUGAAGAAAGAGAGAAGCGAAGUCUUACCCAACGAUGCCGAACUUCAGGGAGACCGAGAGAGGUGCCAUGAAAAGCUGCGUGGCCUUGAAAAAGAGAGGGAGACAAAUGUGAAAAAAAUAUCUGUGCUUGAACAGGAUAACUGUGUCCUGGUGGGAGACAUCGCUCACAUAAAAGGGGAACUGGACCAAUAUUUGGAGGUCAUGUCUGACCUUGAAGACUGCAAUAGGAAAAGUUACAGCACAAUUUCUGAGCUCGAAGAGGAAAAUGAAAAACUGAAGGGGCGUCUAGGCCAGGUCCAGAAAGCCACGUCUGAGAGCGUUAGGCAGUCCAGAGGCAUGGUGAAGCAUGUCACGCUGGAGAACUGGGAGCUCCAGGGGCUGAUUUCAGAGCCUGGGGUCAGUUACAAAGAGCUGAUAAAGGAUGUAGUGCUGGGCAUAGGAGACAUGACCCAGGCCUUAAGUGGGGAGAAUGAACACCUUCUCCACAGAAUCCGGGUCCUGGAGGAGACAGUGGCAUUGGGGAUGAGUGGGGACAAGGGACUUCUGGUGAGAGCAAAGGAGGGCCUCCAGGGAGAGAGCAAGUGGAGGGGGAGCAGGGUGAACUCUGUCGAAAGGGGGGUGCAGGUGACUCAGCUUUCAGGGCAACUGGCUGCAAGAGACCACGGGCCGCCCUUGGAGGACAAAUCUGGGCUGGCCAGAGGGUUUGCGGGGGGGGGGUCUUCCUUGGGCAUGGAGAAUUCCAGGUGCCAUGGCCCUCCUACUUGUCCAUCAGUGGUCUGGGGAAAUGCUGACGCACCAGGCACCCUGAAAGGAAACAUCAGUGGAAUGGGAGUAAAAGAAGCACGUUUGGAAAAAGCAGAGAAAAGCCCAUGGAGUUCUGCAGACUGCAGGCGAGCUCUGAGGUCCCCGAGCAGUGGCCCCCAGCUCCAGGACCCGGAGGCCGGGACACUCGAGGAGGACCUCAGGCUGUGCAUCUGGCAGCUCUGUCACCAGGUGCUCACCCUGCAGUGCCAGCUCAGAGACCAGGGCUCCCUACACUGGCAGCUACAGGCGGCUCGGGGUGAGGAUGCCCACUUGCAGGAAGAGCUCAAGGCCCAGGCUAAGCUGGCUUCCCUGGUCCGGAAGUGCCGGAAGAGGAAUGGCCUGAUGGUGCACCUGCUGCAGGAGCUGCACAGACACGGGGCGGCGGAUCCCCUGCUCUCCGCCGCGGUGCAGAGCGUGCUGGAUGACGAGGCACUUGCCGAAUACGCAGCCACCUACCUGGCUCCCAGGGUACCAGAGGUAAGCUGCCACCUGGUUGUGGAGUCAGAGAGGACAGCACUUGUGAAAGCUCCGAAAUACCUCCUGAAUCCUGAAAUGGACAGUGUCCUCCCAAGACGUUGGCAUACAGAGUCCUUGACUAUUCCCAAGGCUGAGUGGCCAGCACAGACAGCUCAACUGGACUUUCUGAAGGAAGGAAGACAGCUCAGAGGCAAACACAUCAAGCUGGAAAAUAUUACAUCCCUCCCGACUGACCGACAGAGCAGAGGCUGCCGCAUGGUUUGCGACCCGCUCUAGGAAGCUCCGUGACAAGCCCGAAGACCACCUCCCUAUCUCCAGUCACUCAUGGGAACAUCCCUACUUUGAAUAACACCAGCCAGGGGACUGAAGAGAAGGCUGCUGACUGGCAGGAGCCCAUAGGUAUUAGCGCAGGGUAGCAGUGGGGCCUGGAAUUCCAAGGUCCUGGCCGGCUCUGCCACUCCUAAGCUGUGUCACUUGCCCAAACUACUCACCUACCUUAACUUCCAUUCUUCAUUUGUUGGAGGGUCCUAAUGCCUACUUGACAGCUUUGUUCUGACAACCAAAGGAGCUAGUGGCUGUAGAAGUGCCCUGGACACUGUAAGAUGCUUCCCACAUGUCAGGGAUCAUAGUUGUGUAUGAAAUGUGAUUCCAUCUUCUCCCGUUCACAUCACUAAUGGUCUCUCUGGAGCACACAUUACACUAACUGUUAUGUGGCUACCAGAGAAGAUGGGUAAUGUGGUGCAUAGCAGGAUAAUGGUUUUAAAAAUUUCUUAGUAGUUUUCUUGAUAUUAUAGAGUUCCUGCAGAAGCUUGGGAGGUUCUAACCUUGUAGAAACUUGUAUACAUGUAAGCACUUCCCUAGGGAGAGGGGCCAUGCAUUUCAUCAAAUUCUCAUAUGAGACUGGGGCCCCCAAGGGCCAAGCAUCCCCUAGAGAGAAAAGAUCCCAUUAAGGAACCCAGAGACCCAGCUCUGCCUCUAACUUGCUGAUGACUUUGAGGCCAUCCCUUGGCUUCUCCGAACCUCAGCUCUUCAUCUGUGAAAUGGGUGCAACCACAUGCCUUCCAGUAUCCCUCUCAGUCUGACUUCUGAUGUGUCUGUAGCUGCUCCCUGCUUUGUGUCCUCCAUCGGACAGGGGACUCUUCCUGCCACCGCAAAUACUGGGUUCCUACUGCAUGGCAGGCUCUGGCCUGCUGGGAGGGUCCCAAGCCCGGCCUUCUGGCUUCCGGAGCAACAGAGAGAUCUUCUAUUCUAAACACAUGUCACUUCAGACAACUGUGUCCACAGAGCCCCUGAGUAAGCACCGCACCCCAGCAUGCCCGAAGCAGUGUCCCCAUGCCAAGUCAUUUGGCUGGGCAGAUAAAGAGCAUCAUGGCCUGGAACACUGUGCCGCCAUCAGGGGGGUUUGUUCCCUCUAGAAACACUUCUUUGUCAAUCACAGGAUUGUGAGGCCAUCUUACUUGAGCAGCUAGAGACUAACAGGGAUAUUGAAAUCUAAGCCUCCUCCAGGAAGGCAGAAUGAAAAGCAGGCUGGGAUACGGUGCAGCCUCGAUGGGCUGAGUCCUUUCCUGCCCUUGCUGCUGUGGCAGAGGUUGGUGGCAGGAAAGCAGGCUGGUGGACGGGCUGCCCCGAUGUCUCGGACCUCAGCAGAGCCUGGGCGGGCUCAGUGGGGUUAAGCGACAGACUGGCGCCAUGACCCAGGGGACAGUCCGAGAGAGCUCUCAGUCCACAGUGGGCACACAGGCAGCCUUUGGGCCAGGUCUUGCUCAUAAACAUGUUUUGCCUGACUCACCUUUUUUUUUAAUUGUAGUAAAACACACAAAACAUAAAAUGUGCUAACUUAAAUUACCAUUUUUAAACACCUAGUUCAGUGGCAUUAGGUACAUUCACAUUGCUGGGCAACCACCCUCACCAUCCAUCUCCGGAACAUUUCCAUCUCCCCAGACUGAAACUCCGUCCCCAUUGAACAUUGCCCCCUAUUCCCACUGCCCCACCCCCGGCAACCUCCAUCCUACUGCCUGUCUCUGUGAAUUCGGCAACUCUAGGGACCUCCUAUGAGUGGGUCCUUCGUUUGUCCUUUGGGGACUGGCUUAUUUCACUUGGCAGCAUGUCCUCAGGCUUCACCCAUACUGUCGUGCAGAUGAGACCGUCCUUUCUUUGUAAGGCUAAAUAACAUCCCAUUGGAUGGAGAGACCACACUUGGUUUAUCCAUCUACCUGUCGGUGGACACUGGGUUGCUUUCACCUUUUGGCCUGUGUGAGUAAUGCUCCUGUGAACAUGGGGGUAUAAGCACCCAGGUUGUAUUUACUAAUAUGGGGAUUAGCAUGUGAUAUUUGAAAACCAAGAGAUCUCUCAUAAAUAUCUGAAUUUUCAGCUUCACUUGGAAAAAUAGUGGAUCUGGCAACUCAGGGCCCCUCUCUUCCUGGCCACACUCAGAGUUGAAUGAGGUCAGGCUGCUCCUUCCUAGACCCCGGCCCCCCACAGCCUUCUCCUGCCCUCAUUAUCUAACCUGCCCCGUCUGCAAAACACUCUCAUGGUGUGGGUGAAAAUACAGGGCCCAGAGAGGCCUGUGGCCCUAGGCCCAAGGUGUCACGGUGGGAUGGUGAGUGACUGCUGUCACCCGAAAAGACCUGUUCAGGGCUUUGCUAGCAACUCUGCCACUGCCCGCCCCAGUGACCUUGACCAUUCUGAGCCUAAGUUUUCUCUUUGGCAAGGAAUGGGAAAGGUUGGUAUAUCUUCUCCAGCAGCCCCCUGGAAUGACUGUAAAGACAGAGGUAUGGAUACAUGGUACCUGCAAUGUGGAGGGCUGAGGGAAACAACUUAGAGUUGGGGUAUCUGUUUCCUCUUCUGCAGAAUUGGAAAAGGGACUUUGAAGAUUAACUGAGAAAGGGAAGAUAAAGCGUCCCACAGAGGGCUUGGUGUCCAGCACAUGCUCACACGGUACUUUGUAGCCAGGCAGGGCCACGUCCAAGGACUCCAAAUCCCCUCAGAGCAGAGCCCAGCCGGAGACAUGAUGCCAUGAUGUCCUGGGGACAGGCUGCAGGGUCCACCAGCCUGAGUUCAAAGCCCACUAUCCACCUAUUACCUGCUGGGGCCCCAGGCAGGUCAGCUGCCCAUCUGAGCUGCAAACCCCCAAGUUAAGCGGGGUGCUAUCCUCACCAGCCCUAGGGGAGAUAAGAAACGGAAGGUGCCUGGCAUGUACUAGGUGUUCCACUGAGCUUAUUCCUCUCCCUCCCUUCCUCCCCAAGCAGAAGUCUGCCUCUGAGAUGAAAAAGAUGGCAUGUUUUCGGAAUAUUGGCCCUCACCACCGAAAAAAGAAGAAGAAUGCUGUUUCUAGCCUCCCACUGGAGCAUCCCAGGGCUCACAUGUUCUUGGGGUUGAGGUUUGUCCCUCACUGGGAUUCAUCCAUUCAUUCAACCAGUAAGCGUUUAUUGAGCACCACUAGGUGCCAGGCACCACCAAAGGCCCUGGCGGUACAGGAAAGAACAGAGACCAAAGCUCUUCUCUUUGCGAGGGAUUUUCUGUCCGCCAGGCCGCCGGUCUGUCCACACUCAUUAAGGGCCUCUUCUGAGGACCCUGGUCUUACCUUC